AUGGACCUGCAAGACGACGACAUGGCUCCCUCCGACUCUUACUUGCAACCCGACACACGCGUCUCCCACGCCGCCUCAUCAUUCUACUCCCAACCGUCACCAGCAGUCCCGUACGAGCAUUGGCCUCCCACAAAUGCUCUCGGAUUCACCUACCCUUAUGACGUUUCACCCGUAGAGGAAAGCCCCAACCCGUACGAAGGGCGCCGGAACUCCGACGUGAGCGCAAACGAGGAGCCAAAGAGCCGCUUCAGUUGGUCCACUCGGGCGACGCAGCAGACCACACCGCAGACGGCCUUCGAGCACAGCCCGCCGCCCAGCCCUCCGCCCGCGCUACCGGCCAAAUACAACACUGGAAACGGGCCAUUCGCACCUCGCGACCCUUCCCAAUUCAUGCCUCCGCCGCGCUUCGACUCGCGUCCUGUUACGCGCCCGGCAAUGAGCAUGAGAUCCGUAUCCACCACAGCAACCACGAUGACGACCCGCAAGCCAGUGCCAGCGCCCUCUUUCUCGAGCACCAUCACCACCGUGAAGCGCGCUCAAACCCAGCCCGUGGACACCAACACGAACAACUACAACAGCUACCCCCACACCCCCACCUCCUCCAAGCCCACGACCCCGACCUCUGCCAACAAGACGCUCCCGCUCCCGCCGCAGCUGGCCGACAGCGACUCGACGAUCAACGCGGACCCGCUGUCCAAGUACACCGCCCAGCUGGACGACCUCAGCCUGCGCCGCGCCAACAUCAACCGCGUCAUCAAGGACCUCACCAGCCUGCGCGACAUCAACAACCCGCUCCAGGUCGACUUGGCCACCCGCCGUGCCAACGAGCGCAAGGUCAAGGCCCUGCAGGACGAGCUGACCGAGAUCAGCGCCCAGGAGCACGAGAUUGGUAUGAAGCUGCACCGCGCGCGGAAGAAGGCCGAGAGGGAGGAGGGCUACGAAAGCGGGACGACGGCGCUGUGGGUGAGGAGGGUGACAAACCCAGUCUGA
Messenger RNA from Lasiodiplodia theobromae, 990 nucleotides. RefSeq lists its product as uncharacterized. The record is from RefSeq and is a predicted model, not a curated record. Bases 1 to 990 code for a protein of 329 amino acids. Lineage: Eukaryota; Fungi; Ascomycota; Dothideomycetes; Botryosphaeriales; Botryosphaeriaceae. The transcript has a single exon.